CUGACUUUUAUAUCGGCCAAGCUUCCCGUUUAAUUGAUGUGCAGUGCUUUGUAUUGGCAUAUGAAAACGAUGAAUUUUUAGUGGAAAUGUGGCUGGCGUAUUGAAUAGAGUGGCCGGUCUGGAUUCAGCUAAUCUAGAAAGAGCCGUACGACAAAUUGUGCGAAAAAGUUUCGAAAGCUGGCGAAGCGGUUUCCCUCCAGUCGUAACUUACAUAUUGGAGCGCAUUCGAAAUGAAAUUCUGCUUGUGGCCGAUACCAUCAUGUGGUCUGCGCGUCUAACUGGACAAGAAAUACAUUAUUGCUAUUCAUCCGUUUGGCGACUAGUUUUACAUUUUAUGCUGACGGUGGUUAGGCGGUACAUCUCAAACAGUGUGAUUUCAAUGUCAAAUAACAUGACGGGAACGAUUGAUAGGCUGUCUGCUGCCUAUCGUUUAACGAAUCUCAUGAAUUUUCUUUAUUUUUGCUGCCGCGGUGGUUACGGGAAUGUUGCUGAGAUGAUCACACGCCCAAAAAUGAAAUCACCCAAACGGACAUUAGGUAUAUUCAUUGUCUGAGU
This is a messenger RNA of Gongylonema pulchrum, 555 nucleotides long. The record is from the annotation of a GenBank genome assembly. NCBI's taxonomy places the organism in Eukaryota, Metazoa, Nematoda, Chromadorea, Rhabditida, Gongylonematidae.